UGCGUGAUACAUAUCCAGCCAUAUAUUUCAGAAACGACCUUGUAUGUCAUAUUACAUCCAUUUUAAUAUGAAACCUUCACAACCUACCAGGUAUGUGUCCUGCAAAAGGUAGUUCAUGAUCUUUGUCUGCUUAUCAAACCAGCUUGGAACUCAGCCUCGUGCAUUCUCAGUUGCUACCAUUAUUCGAAGCACUGGUUCCAAAGUGAGGAUUGUAACUGCAUAGCUGUGUUUCACAGAUGAUCACCACAACUAUUGAGGUUAUUCUGUAAUCAAUGAAAAUUGCCCUGGGGCAGAGUGGAACAUAAUGUGCAGAGGUUGCUGUGAAUACACACAGGUAGAGUGCACAUGUCCAGGGAACAAGGCAUUAGUAGGCUAUUCAAUACCAUGCUGCAGGAAUGAAAACAACGAAUGCGACCCCUGCCUAAUACAUCUGGGUUGCUCUGUUUUUGAAAACUGCAAGGCAUGCCAUAAUGGGACAUGGGGAGCUUCACUGGAUGACUUCUAUGUAAAAGGGUCAUAUUGUUCUGAAUGUCGGGCUGGAUGGUUCAGAGGAGACUGCAUGGGAUGUGGUGGUGUAUUAAGCUCUUCAAAAGGCCAGAUUGUGCUGGAAGGUUAUCCAUUCAAUGCACACUGUGAGUGGACAGUGCGUGUUAGACCAGGGUUUACUGUGGAAAUAAGGUUUGAUAUGCUGAGUCUGGAAUUUGAUCACAUGUGCAAGUACGACUUUUUGGAGGUCCGUGAUGGUGAUAAUGUUGACUCUGGGGUUAUUGCGAAGGUCUGUGGUAAUGAGAGGCCUGCUCCAAUUCGAAGCACUGGAAACUCCUUGCAUGUUUUAUUUACCUCUGAUGGAUCUAAGAACUAUGAUGGAUUCUAUGCAACCUUCUCUGAAAUUACAGCCUGCUCUUCAUCUCCUUGCUUCCAUGAUGGGACAUGUAUCCUUGACAAGUCUAACUCCUUCAGAUGUGCUUGCCUUGCAGGGUACACUGGGAAACACUGUGAAUUUAUGGUGAUGUGUAGGAACCCAGGUGCGCCAUCAAAUGGAAUUAUGAAAGGAACGGACUUUAGAUAUGGAUGCCAGGUUUUCUUCAGCUGCAAUCCUGGUUACAAGUUAAAAGGCAGCCACGUAGCCUAUUGCCAACUGGAUGGGAACUGGUCACCAAGUGUUCCACAAUGUGAUCCAGUUGAAAAGUUGCAGACCUGUGCACAGCCUGGCAUACCACUGCAUGGGUAUAUGACAACUAUAGAAGGAACCGGUCGCAUUAUUGAUGGUCACGCAACCGUUGGAACAGUGCUUCAGUUUACAUGCAAUAGCUCUUAUCAACUAACUGGAAGUGACCAUAGAAUAUGUUUAAAGGAUGGACAGUGGACAGGCGACCAUCCAACCUGUGUCAAAGUGCCAGCUCAGAAGAUACAGACCUGUCCGCAGCCUGGUAUACCAAUGCAUGGAUACAUGGAAGCUCUAGCUGGAACUGGCAGAAUGAUUGAUGGCCAUGCAACUGUUGGAACAGUGCUUCAGUUUACAUGCAAUAAUUCUUACGAUCUAACUGGAAGCGACCAUAGAAUAUGUUUAAAGGAUGGACAGUGGACAGGCAAGCAACCAGUCUGUGUCAAAGUUCCAGGUGAAAAGCUACAGGCCUGUCUGGUGACUGAUGUACCAGUCCAUGGAUAUAUGGAGACUGUAGAAGGAACUGGACAUAUUACUGACAACUAUGCAACAGCUGGAACAGUGCUUCGGUUUGCAUGCAAUAAUUCUUAUCAACUAAGUGGAAGUCAGCAUAGAAUGUGCUUGAAGGAUGGACACUGGACAGGAAAGCGAUCUGUAUGUGUAAAAGUUCUACAUAAAAAAUUGCCAACCUGUCCAGAUCCUGGUGCACCAGUGCAUGGAUAUAUGGAAACUGUAAAAGGAACAGGACACAUAGGUGAUGGCUAUGCAACAGCUGGAACAGUGGUGCAGUUUGCAUGCAUUUAUUCAUACAUCCUAAUAGGAAAUGACCACAGAAUAUGCCUGAAAGGUGGACAGUGGACAGGCAAGCAACCAGUUUGUGUCAAAGGUGAAGAAUUGCAGAGCUGUCCAGAGCCUGGCAAACCAAUGCAUGGCUAUAUGGAAACAGUAGAAGGAACUGGACAUAUAAUUUAUGGCUUUGCAACUGCUGGGACAGUUAUUCAGUUUACAUGCAAUGAUACAUACAUGUUAGUUGGAUCUGAGCACAGAAUAUGCCUGAAGGAUGGACAGUGGACAGGCAUGCAACCAGUUUGUGUCAGAGUUCCAGGUGAGAAACUGAAGAACUGUCCAGAACUUGCUGUACCAAUGAAUGGGUACAUAGAAGUUAUAGAAGGAAUGGGCCAUAUCACUGAUGGAGAUGCAGCUGUUGGAACAGUGGUUGAGUUUGGAUGCAAUAAUUCUUACAUUCUAGCUGGAAGUGGGCACAGAAUGUGUUUGAAAGAUGGGCAGUGGACAGGAAAACAACCAGUCUGUGUCAAAGUUCCAGGUGAAAAAUUACCAAAAUGCACAGAGCCUGAAAUUCCAGAACAUGGAUAUAUGGAAACCAUAGAAGGAACCGGAAGUAUAAUUAAUGGGUUUGCACCUGCUGGAACAGUUAUUCAAUUUGCCUGUAAUGAUACAUAUAUUUUAGAAGGAAAUGAGCAAAGAAUAUGCUUGAAAGAUGGACAGUGGACAGGCAAGCAACCAGCCUGUGUCAAAGUUCAAGCUGAAAAGCUACAAAAUUGUCCAGAGCUUAGUAUACCAGAGAAUGGGUAUUUGGAAAUCAUGGAAGGAACAGGCCUUAUCACUAAUGACCAAGCAACCGUUGGAACAGUAAUACAGUUUACAUGUAAUAACUCUUAUGUUCUAACUGGAAGUAAGCAACGAAUGUGCCUACAAGAUGGACAAUGGACAGGGAAACAACCAGUGUGCGAUAAAGUUCCAGAAGAAAAAUUUGAGAAUUGCCCAGUGCCUGUUAUACCAGUACAUGGAUACAUGGAAGUUUUAAAUGGAACAGGAAAUAUAAUGAAUGGUUUUGCAACUUUUGGGUCAGUGAUACAGUUUGCAUGUAAUAACUCCUACACUCUUGUUGGAAAUGAGCAAAGUAUUUGCCAGAAAGAUGGACAAUGGACUAGCAAGCAGCCCAUUUGUGAGAAAGUUCCGGAAGAAAAAUUAGAGAACUGCCCAGAGCCUGUCAUACCAGUACAUGGAUACAUGGAAGUUUUGAAAGGAACAGGAAAUAUAAUUAAUGGUUUUGCAACUGUUGGGACAGUGAUACAGUUUGCAUGUAAUAGCUCCUACACCCUUGUUGGAAAUGAGCAAAGUAUUUGCCAAAAAGAUGGACAAUGGACUAGCAAGCAAGUCUGUGAGAAAGUUCCAGAAGAAAAAAUAGAGAACUGCCCAGAGCCUGUCAUACCAGUACAUGGAUACAUGGAAGUUUUAAAAGGAACAGGAAAUAUAAUUAAUGGUUUUGCAACGGUUGGGACAGUGAUACAGUUUGCGUGUAAUAGCUCCUACACCCUUGUUGGAAAUGAGCAAAGUAUUUGCCAGAAAGAGGGAGAAUGGACUAGCAGGCAGCCCAUCUGUGAGAAAGAGCUAGAUGAGAAGAUUUUCCACUGCCUACUACCUGGCAUUCCCACCCAUGGCUAUAUGGACAUUCUGGAAGGCACUGGACUUAUUAAAAGUGGCUAUGCAACUUCAGGCACAGUGAUCAGCUUUGUUUGUAAUAAUUCUUACGUUCCAAGUGGAAGUGAAGAAAGAAUAUGUCAAGAAGAUGGACAAUGGACAGGGAAGCAACCUAUCUGUGUCAAAGGGUGCAAGGAACCCAAAAUACCUGAGCUGCUGAGGCAGAAGGUGCUCCCAUUGUACAUUCCUUCAAGGAUGACGUCUUUACCUGUGCCAUACUCUGCCAUAUUCACCAAGAAGACAUAUGAAAUUUAUCCCACUAAAAAAACUGUGCUGCCUAUCAUGGAAGUAGCCCCUGGAUAUCAUAAUCUGCAUACUCAGCUAGAAUAUGACUGCAUAUCUCAGUUCUACCAGCGCACUGGGAGUAAAAGGAGAACAUGCCUAAAAACAGGAAAGUGGAGUGGACGACCUCCAAAGUGUUCUCCAAUCUGCGGUCGGCUUCAGAAUUUUAACCUUCCAAAGAUUUCUGAGAGCAGGUGGCCAUGGCUGGCAGCAAUAUAUCAGAAGAGAAAGCAAAUUAGCAAUGAAAGUUUUAAAAAAGUGGUCUUGUCCUGCAGUGGGGCGCUGCUGAAUGAGAGAACUGUUGUAGUGGCAGCACACUGUGUAACUGAGCCAGGUAAAAGUACAGUGAUAAAUGCAGCAGAAAUAAGAGUCGUCCUUGGGAAGUUCUAUAGACAUGAACACCGCGAAGAAAAGAACCUUCAGACCUUACAGAUUGCGGCAGUACUUGUCCACCCAAACUAUGACCCAGCAGUGCUUGAUUCAGACAUUGCUGUAUUAAAGCUUCUUGACAAAGCCAAAAUCAGUGACCUUGUUCAGCCGAUCUGCCUACCUAGCGGGGAUGAUUUUGAUUCACCUGCACAGAAUAUGCAAGCCAUGAUCACAGGAUGGAAGAUAACAUCUGAUGACAGGGAUCCAGAUUCUAAAAAUGACACUGUGCGGAUUGGCACCAUAGAAAUAGGCGAUUCUGUUCUGUGUGAACAGCAGUAUGAGGAACAUAAGAUACCAGUUAUUGUUACAGACAAUAUGUUCUGUGCAAAGCAGCACAUGCAUGGCAUCUCCAAUAUCUGCCCUGCAGAAACAGGUGGGAUUGCAAUGUUACCCACUGCUGAAAAACCAGAGCUAGGACUGGUGUGGAAUCUCAUAGGACUGGUCAGCUGGGGAUAUGACUCACCUUGCAGUCCUGAACUUUAUACAGGUUUCACUAAAGUUACGCCUUUUAAGGAAUGGCUUGAAAAAAAUAUGAAAUAAUUUUUAAUAGCUUUUAGUGAAUAAUUUGUUGUUAGUAUACAGGCUGGUACCUUAGAGAAAUGACAUCAAAUGUAGCAAUAAUUUUAUUUAGUAUGCACAGUACUGUAUGUGAGACUAUAGGGAGUGACUGGGUUUGAAUAUUGUACCUCAUGUUUCUUUUUCAAUAGGUCAUGCUUCAGUCUUUAGGUGGGAUGAAGGCCCUACACCAGUUAUCUCAAAUCCUGGUUAUCUUUCUACCUAAAAUGUUUAGGUCUACGAAAUAAGGCAAGUUAUCAGAAAUUUCUGAGCUGGCUGUCAUUAGAUAUGAUUAUGUUUGGUCAAUCUUCUUGGGGUGCAUUUCUAUGCUUGGCUUUGUAUUGUUUUUGUGCAUUGGAAAUAAUACUAUGGAAUCAAAAUGAUGUGUCAUGGGCCUUCAUCCAGUAUGCUUUCUUCUUAUUGAAUGCAGGUCAUUGAUAUGUAUUUGUAGUCCAGGAUUUCUACAAUAUACAAUGUAAAUAACUGCAGUUGUGUUUAUUGCAAUGUACCACUGGCGUUGGUCUAUAAAUGAAAUGUUAUAUGUGAAUACCUCAUGUACCUCUCAAUAUCCUAGCAAAUUAUAAGAAUGAUUUUCAGAAUGUUUGUUCACGUAAAAUUUAAAAACGACAAAGGGUAAGGACUCCUGUGUUUCCUUGGAAUUUAUAGAAAGCAGACUUUGUAAUAAUAUACUGAUAGUUUACCAGGAAAACAAUCCUCAGCAAGAAACAUUACCCAGCUACUGAAUGGAUACAGAGUCACAAAUCUGCAUGCAAACAUUUUUGCACACUUAACUUUUUAUCUCACUAUAAAUUACUUUUACAGAUUGUAUAAUUAAAUGGAAAAAAUGCAUUACAUUUAUAACUGUUAACAUUUAAAUAAAAUUAUUUCUGAUACAGCAGAAGCAAGAUUUUUCUGAACAAAAAGAUUUCUCUGAAAUUGACACAGAUGGUUACAGAUUUCCACUUUCGUAUUAUGUGGGGGUCUGCUAGAAUACAUUAUUAGCCUUCUGGCUGGUGCAGUGGCAGGUAAGGGAUACUGGCAAUGAAGUAGCCAUAAACACAUCAAACUUCAAGUACAGUGUCAGUAAGAUAAAAAGCAGUGACCAUCAAUAAUAUUUGUCUUUUAUGGGAGUUAGACCAGCUUCAUGUUAUUUGUUGAGAAAGGUUAGAAGAAGUUUUGAAAUCAUUCCAAAAACUAGGAAGAAAAAUGUUACAUUAUAACUUGUUUGCUCCCUAUUAUUAUUAAUAUAUUUCCUGGCAAAGUUUAAUAAAAAGUAAAAUAAAACUGAAGUGACAUGUGACUACUGUUUACUAAACUUCAUAUUGCAUGCGUAGGUUUACUCUGUUCAUCUGUUGUAUCUUGCAGAUGGAUAUUUGCCACCAUCAUGGCACUCUACCUCAAGACCUUUUAAAAACCACACCCAGCUCAAUGUCCAGAAUAGAAGUAUUAAUACUAAGUUUCAUUACUGCAGUAUAUAACAUAUGUCAUUUAUCUAAUGUUAUAUAUGGCAUUAUCCUGUUAUUCGUUACUCCUACUACCUUAUCAUGACAAACUGCACAUGUGGUAGUUGCUAUAUAAAUUCUGGUGCCUAACAUCAGGUCCUGAUCUACAAAAACUGUUUCAACUGCAUCAGAAAUUAAGUUCAAGUUCCCCUUCUGUGUGGUAGUAUGCUAUUCUCCACUGUAAUCUUGGCCUACACAUUCAAGCUAGAUUAAGUCUAAAGUAUAGCUGCUGAUUCUCAGGUGUCACAUGUACUAUAUGUUUCUUUCCUGUUUUAAUGAGCAGGCUAUGUCUAACCAUUUAAACAAUUAAUUGUUUGACUAUUAUUAUGUAAUAUCCAUCAAAGGAGUUAGCACUGUCUAUUUUGAGUACUGACAAUCACAUGCUUUAUGGAAUAUUAUUGAAACUGCCAGGUUGAUUUUAUUCAUUUAUAAUAUAGUGAAUUAAGAUUCUGUUGUUUGUUGUCUCCAAAGCCUUCUGAUGUUUUGGCCACUGUGAUUAUGUUUUGCACAAAAUAAUAAUUAUUGAAUAAUAACUGUACAAUAACUCAGCUGGAAAAUGCACUGUAUACUUAUGUUCUUGAUUGCUAUAAUAAUAUGAAGAUGUCAGGUUGUUCCCAAAAAGUACAGUUUCUGUUUCUGCUGAUUAAUAAAGUUACACAUGUGGUUUAA
Molecule: messenger RNA, 7104 nt
Organism: Protopterus annectens (West African lungfish)
Lineage: Eukaryota; Metazoa; Chordata; Ceratodontiformes; Protopteridae
Gene: PAMR1
Product: peptidase domain containing associated with muscle regeneration 1
Exons: 24
Coding region: 305-4918 (1537 amino acids)
Biological process (GO): proteolysis
Molecular function (GO): calcium ion binding; serine-type endopeptidase activity
Source: RefSeq, a predicted model, not a curated record